Molecule: messenger RNA, 793 nt
Organism: Brassica oleracea var. oleracea
Lineage: Eukaryota; Viridiplantae; Streptophyta; Magnoliopsida; Brassicales; Brassicaceae
Product: transcription factor LAF1
Exons: 3
Coding region: 1-789 (262 amino acids)
Source: RefSeq, a predicted model, not a curated record
AUGGUGAAGACGAUAGCUGGAGAGAGACCAAAGCAGAGACAGAGGAAAGGGUUCUGGUCACCAGACGAAGACGAGAAGCUAAGGAGUUUCAUCCUCUCUCAUGGUCAUUCUUGCUGGACCACUGUUCCCAUCAAAGCUGGGUUACAAAGGAAUGGAAAGAGCUGCAGAUUAAGAUGGAUUAAUUAUCUAAGACCAGGGUUAAAGAGGGAUGUGAUUAAUGCAGAAGAAGAAGAGAUCAUAUUGACUUUUCAUUCUUCCUUGGGAAACAAGUGGUCUCGGAUUGCAAAGUUCUUACCGGGGAGGACAGACAAUGAGAUAAAGAACUAUUGGCACUCUCAUCUGAAAAAGAAAUGGCUCAAGUCUCAGAAGUUGCAACAUGCAAGAUCUAUAUCCACUUCUUCCGAAUCACUCGUUGCUUGCGGGAGAAGAAACCCGCAAACCUUGAUCUCGAAUCACGUUAUCUCCUUCCAGCCACUUCAAGAGAAGACAUCUUCAUCUCCAUCACAAGAAAGCAAUGACAAUAACAACAACAACAACAACAGCUAUUCAUGCUCUUCUGGUCCUGAGAUUCCAAGGCUGUUCUUCUCCGAGUGGUUUACUUCCUCGGAUCCCUACUUUGAUCAUUCCUCUAAUUUGACAGACUCUAACCACAUCCAAACUCCAAAUAUUCAAGGAACUGUCUCAGACUACGAAGAAUCAGGAGAUGUUAAUCAGUUCUAUUACAACGAGAUGGUGAUGAUGAGCAACAGCAACUGGACUCUUAACGACGUCGUUUUUGGCUCGAAGUGACAUA